This is a messenger RNA of Nymphalis io (European peacock), 5930 nucleotides long. It is a transcript of the gene cv, whose product is annotated as protein twisted gastrulation-like. The transcript is spliced from 5 exons. Lineage: Eukaryota; Metazoa; Arthropoda; Insecta; Lepidoptera; Nymphalidae. Gene Ontology annotation, biological process: regulation of BMP signaling pathway. The record is from RefSeq and is a predicted model, not a curated record. Bases 170 to 892 code for a protein of 240 amino acids.
AUUCAUUAAGCGAUAAUAACGUGCCGUGAAUGUGCAUCUAAAUAAAAUAAAAUGUUUGAGAUGUUCAGUUUCAUAAUUGAAUUAGAUUAAAUAGCAUUUUUGUAUAAUAUUGUGUUAUCUUUCAUACUAAUUUUCUAUUUUAAAAGUUUUGUUAUUUAUCGUUAUUAAAAUGUCUAAAAAAAUAAUAUUCGUUUUAGCAUUUAUAUGCGUAUUCUCUGUGAUUUACGCUUGUAAUGAAGCUAUUUGUGCCAGUGUCGUUUCCAAGUGUAUGCUCACACAAUCCUGCAAGUGUGACUUAAAAGACUGUUCUUGCUGCAAGGACUGUUUUAACUGUCUGAGUUAUUUAUACAGUGAAUGUUGCAGUUGUGUUGAUAUGUGUCCUAAACCAAAUGAUACACAUGCGGAACUUUCCAAGACUUCCUACGUCGAGGAGAUGCCAGAUAGUGUUCCAGGACUGUUUGCAGCUUUAACUAGUGCUCCUGACCAAGACCAAAGGUGGCUAUCAAUAACAUAUCCUGUGGAUAUUGACGUGUCUGCUUACAGACCCACUCCUGAAAGACAACUGGUAUAUCAUAUGCAAAGUGUUGAACAAGAAUCGGAACCAGUGAGUCGUGACAUAGUUACCUUCAACUGUACAGUCGCGUACAUGUCGCAGUGUAUGUCCUCCGACAAGUGUCGGGCGUCUUGUCGAUCAAUGGGCGCUAAUAGCUUCAGAUGGUUCCACGACGGAUGUUGCGAGUGUGUCGGCGAUAAGUGUCUGUACUACGGCAUCAGUGAGAGCAGAUGUCUCGCGUGUCCGGGAGGGAAGGAAAGCUCGGAGGGCGCUAUAGACGAAGACCUCUCGUAUGACGAUUUAGACUACGGCGAAGAAGUGGACGCUCAGUCCAUAUGAAAUGUAUUUAAUCUAUUUCAAUAGAUAUGUGUACAAUAGAAUUACUUCAAACAUCAUAAUAAUUAAAUUAGAGUUUCUUAUAGAAAAAAAAUAAAAUAAAAAAUGAUCGUAAUUUGAUUUUUUACAUUAAUAUUUGUAAAAUAAUUUAAUUGAAAUGAUAUAUAAAUGUAUAUUUACAUACAUGUACACGACAUAUAACAUGACAUUGUUCUUUUUGUUGUACUAUUUUCAUAUAUUUUUUUUAUAAAUUAGCUACUUCAAAAUGGUCCAAGAGAGUAUGUAUCAUAUUGUAUUUUUUUACAUCAUACGGUUAAGCCUCGAUUGUCCAUAAUCUUUAUCAGAUAUUUAGUGCUUGAUACCGUAUUUCCACAUUAUUCUACCAUAAACCAAUUUAUUUUUUUUUGUAAUCAUGCCUUAAAAAUCAAUGAUUAUAACUAUAAAGUUUGUUUAUGAAUAAGGAAUAAUCAAUUUUAAAUCAAGUGUUAUAACGUACGUUUGAAAUGUGAGUUAACGCGUAAAACGCAAGAAUAGCGAAAGCGGCGAUGUGACCUCAUCGGUUGGGUAGCGAAUAUUGUGACAUAUGAGUAAGAGAGACAAAGUACAAGAGAGGGAAAGAAAAGACGUGAAUUGUAGAUUAUUAACCCUUUAACCGCCUAGGUAGAAUUAAUCCGACAAAUAUUUUCGGGCCCAUUUCGCCUGAGUCGUAUAUUUACGACCAAAAUAACACUGAUCGUUUUAUCAGCUUUUUUAUUUAAUUACGCUGUAUUCUAUCAAAAAUAUGUUUACAUUAGGUAAAUAGUUAACUAAGUAAUCGUUUACAGUUUAAUACACUUUAGCCUCUUAAUUAGAAGUCUUAAAAAUAAUGUCCAAAGUUAGAAGAAUUACUAACAUUAUUUUUAGAAAAUUGUAUUGUGUGUUUCGAUUCACUGUGCCGGGCGCUGGGGCUGUAUUUGUUAAAUUUAUAUUCAUUUAGAUUUAUUAAAAGAAAAACACAUUUGUAGUUUAAAUUUUACCAACGAUGAGCAAAAUUAUUCGCUCCUAACCAGUGGACAUUUUGUAUCUCUUUUUGUUGUACUAGUAUUUAUUUUGCAGAGUGUAUAGAUGACGAGGAGCUACCGUCUUAAUUCACCAUCACAUAGAUGUCAGCACUGUAUAAGCAGCGACGUGAUCUGUUCAUCUUACAGUGUCAAUGUCAUAUGAAUGGUACCAUACUAUAAAGCCCAUUUAUUUCUGUCUUUCGUUUAUCAAUUAAGUAAAAAAUAUUAUUAAUAAUAUUUAAUUAUAAUAUUCAUAGUUUAUGGAUUUCAAUUGCAUGCAAUUAUUUUUUUAUUUAUAAUACAUAGGCAGACUAGCAAAUGGGCGACCUCAUUGUAACUGAUCACCACCGCUCAUAGACAUUGCAGCUUUAAGAAAUAAUUACCAUUCCUUACACUGGCUCACUCACUCUUCAAAACGGAACAGCGGUAGAAUAUGUGAUGAGCAAUUGAUAUCUAACCAGGGCUGGCCCCGAGUAAAACCUUGAAGAGAAAUGAAAUUGACUAAAUAAGAAAAUAGACAAUUAGCCAUUUAUUACUUACUUUCUAAAUAUCUGAAACGUUACAAUGGAUAAUCGAUGUUGAACAUUAUAAGAUGUAUUUUUCAUUUACUAAAAUGUGCAAAUAUUUCAAGUUUGACAUCAUUAAUUUAUAUAAAAUAAUUUUGAAAAUUAGCUUAUAAAUAAUGAAUUAAAAUAUACAUAUUUAUUGAUCGACUUGACUAAUACAAACUCAAAUAUUCACAAACCAGUCUAUUUUAUAAGUAAAUAAGUUAUUAGUUAAGUUUAUUAUAAUACAGUUAGAAAAUUUAAGUUUACUUGUAGUAAGAAUGUGCCUUCUAGAUUAUUUAAGUUUCAGUGAUCUUCUAUUGGGUAAGGACUGUUAUACAAAAAAAAAAACAUUAUUGUUUUUUUCUUUUUAAUUUUAUUUUUAUAAAGGAGAAUGACCAAAAAUGUAUGGACCUUGGUCCAAAUGUCCACCACUAACUGACCUAUCUCAUAAAAUAGUGUACUAAAUAGUGAGUCAUUAUAACCAAAUUAUGCAAAAAAUAUCGUUAAUAUAAUUUUGUCGAUCGCACAUUUUGAACUAAACUACGCAUGUUAUGUCAUGCCGCUUGGUGUCGCGUUUUAGUUUUUCGCUGAAAUAGAUCUUGAUCAAAGACCCGGAAGAACGAAUACGCAACGCGUGUUUCAAGUAGUACCAGAUACUUGCGUACCUGGUAUUACUUUAGGUACUCAGGUAAAAACCGAGUGCAUUAUUUGCUAAGUGCGAAAGGGAUAAAAAUAGUGCAUAUCUAUCAAACAUCAAUAUAUAUAUAUCAAUAUCAUCAAGUUGCGCAGGGCUUUAGAUGAAUCAUCAUGAGUACCGCGUAAAGAGUACCUGCUCACAAUUAAAAUGGAUUUAAAUAAAUAGUGGAACAAUAAAAAGGGAAGCUAUUAUUAUUUUUCAUACAGUCAUAACUUUUUACUGUCAGCUUAUUUAUUUUUUUGUGUCACACUAAAAGUUACUCUGUUAAUUUUAGUGUUGGAUAUUUGGACCACUUUUGUUCAUUCUCCUUUACAUAAAUUAUUAGUUUUUAAUUUUAUGUUUUACAUAAGUGACGAGUCUCGUUAAAAAAAAAAAAACUUGCGUUAGGUGAAUGAUGCCCAGUUACUACAGUAGUACCGUAACAGUGUAAAUGUCCUACUGCGGAGCUAAGGCCUCCUCUCCCAUUUUUGGAGGAGCUUAUUGUAUAUUCUAUAUAGCUGCUCCAAUGCGAGUUCGUGGAAUACACAUAUGGCAGAAUUUCAGUGAAAUUAGACACAUGCAGGUUUUUUUAAUUAUGUUUUUCUUCACCGUCAAGCACGAGAUGAAUUAUAAUCACAAAUUAAGCACAUGAAAAUUCAGUGGUGCUUGCCCGGGUUGAAUCCAUGAUCAUCUCGGCCAUCUCGGCUUCUGUCCAGUUACUACAUUCAAGAAAUCAUUCGUUAUGCUUACAGAUAACUCAUAAGUUACCUUUGACUAGUACAUAUGGAUGAGAAGGCUACGAAUAACGCAUAGUAGAGUAAAUAUAUGAAGAUGACAAAUACUAAUGUUUCAAUAAAAAAAUGUAAACAUUCAAAACUCGAAUAGUAUCUGGAAUAUUGUAACUGCAAGACAGAAAAUUAAUUCAUUAUCAGUUCCAGUGUCUGGAUCCCAUACGCAGUGCCUAAAACAUCACUGGUCAUAAUAUAAUAAAGCUCGAUUUUCAUUAAAGUCAUCCCAACAACGAUGAUAUCCUAAACCAAGGGCUUUGAAAAGAUGCGUUAUAGGCCAAUAUGACGUUCAUAUAGCGAGCCCUAAGUCCUCUUAGUCCUCCAACAUCUUGCUCGAGUCACCUUAGUACUCGCCAGUAUUUUCUCCGAACAUAUAUGAAUAUCAUAGAUUUUUUUUUCGAAUAUUAUGUAAGCGACAGUUUGUAGCAACAUUUAUAAAAAGAUUGUAAUUAUUUUUAUAUCAUUUUUUUUUUGCUAUCUCUAUCAAUUUGUAUGCUUUAAUUUUAUUUUGUGUAUUUUGCUGUCCGUCCUUGAUGUUUUAUGAUAAUUUAGACAAUUAGUUAUUAGAUAACUUAUAUUUAAAGCUUAAACAUAUAUUUAUAAAACAAUAUUUAUUGGAGGUGUGUAAAUAAUAAAUGUGAUUUAAAUUUAAAAAAAAAGAUUAGAUAUGACGUAGUGCGCUUUGGUCGUUCAAAUAAUAGAGUCGUGAUGAUCAUAAAACCGUUAUGAUGCUUAAAUUGAAUUAUUAUUUGAAAAUAGAGAAACAAGUCAACUAUACUUUAUAUAAUAAAGGUGUAGGGAUUAUUUUUUUUGGUUUGAUCGAACUAACCUCUGAAACUAAGUCAUAAGCUUUUUUUUUGGGCCCAAUUCUUGAGGUGACUUAUAAGGUAAAAUAACGUAAUGCUACAGCCCAACGGGGCAGAGGGGGGGGGGCAGCAGGGACGUUUGACGUGGCUGGAACCGGAAUGAAUACAUUUGUCACAAUUAUAAAUAUAGAAGAAACAUAAAUGCCUACAAUAUAGAUUGUUUUCAUAACUAAUAAUCACUAAGCUCAAGAUAAGGUCAGUAAUAAUUUAUAUAAUUAUAUAUAAAAAUUAUCGUUUAUAGCAUCUUGUAGUUUACAAUUCUUUAAUAAAAUACAUAAAGCUCAAUAUUAUUGACCGUUUUAAACGUGUUUAGUGAUUUUUUUUUUAAUUUCAUAACUUGCAUUUAAGUAAAAGACACUGCACUAUAAAGCUCAUCAGUUAUUAUUUCGUAAUUCAUCUAGCUAUUCAUAUUUUGAUAUAACGUUAGAAUUUCACCCUCGGUGUUAUGAACUCGUGCAUUUUUUUUUUAAUUCUGACCAAUGUUGAAUAAAGUUUUGCACGCGAUGCGUUUAGUUGAGACAAAAAUAUAAUUGCUACUUAUUCUGCUGUUGACUGUCCAAUUUGAGUUCAUAAUUAAAAUUUUGUAUUUUACAAUUUAUAAGUACUUGAUUUUAAACAUAUUUAUUAUUUAAGCACGUUUUAUUUAUAUAUACAUUUAUAAUAUUAUGCUACUGUUAGUGUAAAAGGUCAUCUGUAUUUGCGUAUUUAAUUAAGAGUAUAAUAACUGGUUAUUUCCAUAAGUUUUUUUUUGUACGAUAAUUAUAUUUAUCCUCGGCCGUUUUUUUUAUUCAUGUAUAAAGCAAUUUUUAAACCAUAUUUUAAUUUAAUAAGUUACAAUAUAAAACAAAAAAGGUUUUGUUUUAUAUUGUAACUUAUUUUUAUACUCUAUUUCUGUACUAACAGUUGUAAGAAGUAUUUAAGCUUUUUAUUAAGCUUUAAUUUUCGUUAAAUCUCUCAAGUGCCAAAUGAGUUGCUUGUACAAUUAUAUGCCAUUCGAUAUUAUGAUGUAUAUUUGAUUAUUGAUUUAUGUCUGAUUUAUAAUCUCGAUUUUAGAUUCGAAUAAUUUUAUUCUAUUAAGUGCCUUAAACAUUUUUUACUUUUAUAUUAAAUAAAUUUUAUAUAA